UCAAAUUACGCAUGUAGUUGAAAAUAGUUCAGAGAAGAAAUUAUUCUUGGUUCAAGUCCCCUUGAAGGAUGACUAGUUUGUCUUCCUGCGAAGACUUCACUCAAAAACAUACUAAUUCUGAUCCUAGUGUCGCUCAGAGGUGAGGAUGAAAGGGUUAACAGCAGAGGUCACCAACAUGGUGCCAGCGGGCACCUGGCAGGCCGUAAGGACCACAUGAGUGGCCCGCAAGUCUGUUCUAAAAAUAGCUUACAAGUGAUGGGCCAUUAUGAUAAACUAGGAAUGUUGUCAAAGUGAUCAUUUGAAAUAAAAACAAUUUAUAUGUAAAAAAAAAAGUGCUAGCUCUGAAAGUAGUAGAAGGUGAGUAGUCAGGCGCCAUCUUACAGUGCUACAAAACAUUGUUUCAAUCUGAAGAGGGAAAAAGUCAUCCAAUCGGCCUACUCAAGUAUACAAAUGCAUUUACGCGUAUGCGGGCUGUCCUUAAAUGGCAGACGGCAGGAUUUCCUCACAGGAACGAUCAAGUUACUGCUGCCCUGAUCAAUGACAGCCAUCAUCCCUAUGGCUGUAAACAACUAUGAACCAUACGUCUCCUCUGUUAAGUGCACUCCCAACUUUCCUUCUAUAUCCCACUUCUGAUUUCGCCAGCUGGCUAUCGUUCAUUUGUAGACGCUGAAGGCAAACCUCUCUCUGUCACAGCCUGUGACCACAUCCUGUUGGAGUAGGAAAAUAGAGCGACUCUGGCAGCCAACUCACUGUAGUUCCUAAAAUGCCGCUUGUGUAAAUGUCGCUCGCAAGCGUACCUGUCAGGUGAAGCUUAUUAUUGUCCGACACGGGGAGGAUUUUGUUGGAACUUCAAACAGGGUGUAGCCAACUAUAAGACAGUCAUGAUGAAAACGGGUGCCACCAAGUUGGGGCUGCCCAAGGCGGGAUUCCAGGAGCGGGCGAAGCAGGCUUCUUUAGCUCCCUCUACUUCAUGCUCCACCACCACCUCCACAGGAAUGAGGACUUCCAGAUCGUCCAACACGCUAGCCUCGGACCAGCGACUCAGCAGGCUUAAACGAGCCAACAGUGAUGAUGCUCUGACAAAGCCUGCACUGGGAGCUGCUGCCUCCGGCUUGCGCAUGAAGAAGACUGUGACCACCGGAGCCAUCUCGGAUCUUCCCGAGGCCCGCCACCGUUCUCUCGCUGGUUGUCAAGCAACGAAGAAGUCUGGUAUCCCAGCCCCAAGAGAAAUCCCAUCUUCAAUAACAAGGGACCGCAUUUCCCUGCGGGACCAGUUGAGGAGCGCGUCCAGUAAGAGGAUUGUUUCCAGUGCCAGCACUUCAAGCCUCUCCACCCUGACAAAGCAAACGCGUAGCUCAACAAAGUGUCGUGGAGAAGCAGAAGGCCAAGAAAGGGGCCUCCUGGAAUGUCAGGUUAAAGAGCUGCUGGCUGAAGUCAAGGCUAAAGAUUUGGAGAUCAGCAAUCUCCGCGUCGAGUUGCAACGCGGCAAAAAUAAAGCUUCCACUUCUUCACCAUUGCCAUCGCCUGUCUCUGUAUCGCCUCAAGAUCUGUCCGCGGAACAAGAGGGAAAGCUCGCAGAGACUCUUGUCCUGGUUCAGGAGCUCAAGGAAAAGAAUGCAAAGUUUCAGAGAGAGCUAGCAAACCUCCGAGAGGAGAACCAAGUGCUAAAGAGAAGGCUUCUCUCUUUUGAGAUGUUACCAUUAUCCGGCAGCCCUCCUAAACCUCACAAUGGCCUACCGUCAGAUUCCAGCCCAAGUGCCAGUCUCAUUAAAACAUCCAUCUACUCCAGCUCCGUUAAAGACUCGCCUUCACCCGACUCGUCGGAGUUUGAGAAAAUCCCACGUUCCGAAUCCGGUAGCAGCAAUUUCAGUGGUGAGGCCAUCGCCGGUGGGCAUCAUGUGUCUGUACAGAGCCUAACGGAACAGAUCCACAAGAUGGAGGAAAACCACCACAGCACUGCGGAAGAGCUGCAGGCCACUCUGCAGGAGCUCGCCGACCAGCAGCAAGUGGUGCAAGAGCUGACGACGGAGAAUGAGCGUCUGGCUGAGGAGAAGAGCCUCCUGCAGACCUCACUCCAGCAGCAGAGAGAACGUUUAGAGCUGCUCUCCCAGAAGAACGAGGCGCUGGCUAGCCGACUUCAGGAGCAGGCCCAGAGUGAGGACGAGUUCAGGAGCCAAGGUCCUCGACUUGUUGAGCUCGAGCAAAGGUACGCCGAGCUGGUUGAAAGCUCCCGCUUUGAACGGGAGAAGCUGGUGAACAUCCAGCAGCAGUUAACGAGCAGCCUGCGAGCUCUGGAGGAGGAACACCAGGAGGCGCAGGGCCAGGUACACGGCCUGCGAGAAGAGAUGGACAGGCUACACGGCCAACUGAGCCGCGAGCUGGAAGCCAGGGGCGAAGCCGCGCAGUCCGCGGAAGAGCAGAGAGCGGCGGCCGACUGUCUCCGAGUGGAAAAUAGUAGGCUGAAGGCGCAGGUGGACAUUGAGAGGCAAAAGGUGGGUGAGCUGAAGGCUAUGCAGAGCGCCAGUGACAGUACCGAGCUGCAGCGCCUACUCAAGACAGCCCACGCUGAGAGAGACCGACUGGAGCUGGACCUGACACAGCUGAGGCAGGACCUGCUGCGGGCCCACGAUGAGACCGAGCACGUACAAGCCAGCAUGUCCAAGGUGGAGGCCAAAGGUCAGCAGGUCCAGGAGAGAGCGGAGAUGAGGGAGGAGGAGCUCACCAAGCGGUUGAGUGCCUUGGAGGAGGCGGGUAUGGUGGCUGAGAAACAAGUGAAGGACAUGAAGGAGACCAUCUUUGAACUGGAGGACCAGGUGGAGCAACAGCGGGCAAUCAACCUCCACACUAAUCAAACAGUCCUCGACUUGGAGAAUCUUGUUAAAAAAUUCGAGGAGCAGAAAUUUGAAGCGGAACGUCAACUGAAAGUUGUCAGCAGGCAGAUGAAGGAAGAAAAAGAUGAGUGGCAUCAGUUCCAGGCUGAUCUCCAGACAGCAGUGGUGGUUGCCAAUGACAUCAAGGUGGAGGCUCAACAGGAGCUGCGUACACUCCGAAGGCAGCUGCAGGAGGAGCAGGAUCGCAGUGCCAAGCUUUCUUUAGACCUGGAAGCCCUACAAGGUGUCAGGUCUCAAGGCGAUGAUGUAAGACAGUCCACUUGUGACGGUAGCCGUAAGUGGCACGGUGUGAGCACAAGCCCAAACGCUGACGCCAACGGCAAUGCCAACAUGGAGCCAGGAGCUAAUGUCAAGUCUCUCAUGAAGUCAUCUGAUGCUGGUGGACAGAACGGACCAGGCCUCACAGUUCAAAUCCACGGCUCAUCUAGAAGCCCUCUAAGUGGAAUCCCGAUGCGGACCGCACCGGCUGCUGCAGUCUCGCCAAUCCAGAGGCAGUCGUAUAUAAAGCCCUUGUCAAAGUUGUUGGAAAAAAGAAUCAGUCAUGGAGACUUUGUUCAUCCUCACAGUAAAAUUUCAAGCUGUGGAAAAAACACCAAACCGAACAUUCUGAUGAGGAAAAGUCCAUCCCUGGAGUCGAUAUUCAAAAGCCCUGCUUCUCUGAGAAGCCACACAUCGUCUCUUGGCUGCAACCAGGCCAACAGCAUGUUCAGUACGGACCCCUUGGCUGCACUCGCACGGGAGUAUGGGGGAUCUAAGAGGAACGCUCUACUGAAGUGGUGCCAGAAGAAAACACAAGGCUAUCCGAAUAUUGAUGUGACCAACUUCAGCAGCAGUUGGAGCGAUGGCUUGGCGUUUUGUGCCCUCCUGCACACAUAUUUGCCCGCUCACAUCCCCUACCAGGAACUCAUCAGUCAAGAUAAGAUCCGGAAUCUGACUCUGGCUUUUCAGGCUGCCGAGAGCAUUGGCAUCAAACCUUCCCUGAACAUCGAGGAGCUGAUGAAGACCGACCGACCCGACUGGCAGAGCGUCAUGCAGUACGUCUCUCAGAUCUACAAGUACUUUGAGACCUGACUGGCAUCUGCAGUACAUUCGCCUUCCCGACAGACUUUCCUCGCCUCCCGUUUGGUGCUGGACACUUGGGCCCAUCCAUUUCAGAGUAGCUGCUUUCUACUGCAAAAUGUUCAACCACAAUGUGGCCACGUCGCACAUUUCUACUGUUACAGGUGAAAAGUUGAAGACAUGGGGUGAAAGAAAAGUCCACUUUGGGUGAAACUUUCAGGUGAAUCUGAAAUGCACUUGAACCUUUGCAUUUCAAUGGACCUUCUAAACUUUUGAAUGCGCAUGUCCAACCGUUUAGUGUUUCUUUUUUUUAACUCUUCUUUCAAAAGAUGCUGAAUUUCAAAUUUCACACAGAGUGUUUGAUGAAACUGACAACAUCAAGGGCACAGUCACAAGACAAAGGCUGCAGUGCGUCUCAGAUUCAUUAUGAUGUUUUUUUUCCCCCCUCACGAAAGCCAAACAAAGCAAAAAUACCUUUAAAAAAUUCUAAGUGUUCCGUGACUUUCAAAUGGUGUGCCAAAUGAUGAAUGUCCAAAGUGUAGGCUACGGUGCUUUCAAAGCGUCAUCCACUUGCUGGGCGUUAUACAACAUGGAGCAGUGGAAAUUGACUGCUUGUAUUUUCCAAGACGCACUGCCAUGUGUAUCCUGGAAUCGUUACAAGAAUUAGUUUUCCAUCAAAGGGCCACUGUGCUUUGUAUACCAAAACUAUUGGGAGACAUUCGCAGCAACGGUGUUGUGGCUUGAUUUAAUAUCGGAACUCUGUGUAAUUGCACCCCGAUAGGGACAUUGACAUAUUUGACAUAUUUUCCUAUUCUUCUCAGCACAUAUUGUCGCUUUGGAAGUAAACCAUUUAUUUAUUUACGUGCAUCCUGAGGAGUCAACACAUGGACAAACGUGUGCACUCAUUCAUUUUAAGAGCUGUUGCAUGAAUAAAGGAAUGUCAAUUUGUA
Molecule: messenger RNA, 4900 nt
Organism: Hippocampus zosterae (dwarf seahorse)
Lineage: Eukaryota; Metazoa; Chordata; Actinopteri; Syngnathiformes; Syngnathidae
Gene: specc1
Product: sperm antigen with calponin homology and coiled-coil domains 1
Exons: 15
Coding region: 882-3962 (1026 amino acids)
Biological process (GO): actin cytoskeleton organization
Cellular component (GO): filamentous actin; microtubule organizing center
Molecular function (GO): protein binding
Source: RefSeq, a predicted model, not a curated record